Neoarius graeffei (lesser salmon catfish) is the source of this 9126-nucleotide messenger RNA. It is a transcript of the gene gramd1a, whose product is annotated as GRAM domain containing 1A. The transcript is spliced from 20 exons. NCBI's taxonomy places the organism in Eukaryota, Metazoa, Chordata, Actinopteri, Siluriformes, Ariidae. Bases 468 to 3068 code for a protein of 866 amino acids. Gene Ontology annotation, molecular function: sterol binding; sterol transfer activity. Gene Ontology annotation, cellular component: endoplasmic reticulum membrane; plasma membrane; endoplasmic reticulum-plasma membrane contact site. Gene Ontology annotation, biological process: intracellular sterol transport. The record is from RefSeq and is a predicted model, not a curated record.
UGUUCCUGUGAUAAAGUGGACUUUAAUCCCAUCACACAGCGCAGAGUGUAUGAAGCCGAACCGGACCGGGCUCAUUCAUCAAACGGGAGGACUUCACUGGUCAUAAAGCUGUCAUCAUCAUCAUCAUGGUGACGACGUGGCAGCGUGCGAGAGACGAUGGAGGACGUUUUACAGACACAGACUGAAGAUUUGCAGCAGAAACAUGUCUGAUUUGUGAAUUAUAUGUGUUUGAUUUGUGAAUUAAUAAUUGAAAGGAGUUGCAUGUUAAUGUUGUGUGAAGUUUACACCCAGUUGCAGUUUGCCUGAGGAAACCACCGAUUUUGCAAGCGGUGCCAUGAUGACACCUCACAAUCGAGUGUGUUUUGAAAGAGUUUGAACUGCGGAUGAAGACUUCGUGUUAAAAGCCCGAGUCACGCAGUGAAGCUGACUCUCUCUGAAUUACACAAGGAUUUAUUCACACACGCUCAAUGGCUAAACCCAUUCCCAUCCCGAUGCUGAAUGUCCUCCCGCCGUCGUCAGAUAACGACUCCUGGUCCCCGUCGUCAAGCCCGCUUCCUCGGAGACGCCGGAUUUGGGCCAAAUCCGCCAAGAAACGCAGAACCCGAGCUCAGGAGGAGAGCGAUCCGGGGGACGUGGACAUGAAGAGCAAGGAGACAAAGGGGAGGAGCUGCUUGUCUGUUGGUGUAGAAGGGGAGGGGCUUGUAAAGGAGGAAGUGAGCAACUCCGCCUCCUUCCUCCUGCCUCCGUCUCGGUGUUCCUCUCCAAGCAGCAGGCGGUCUCAGUGGUUAUUGCGCAGUUUGCUCACAAAGGAUUCGGACUGCGAAAGCUGCAGUACGGCCAGUAACUCUCCCCGCAGCACUCCUGGCAGUUCUCCGUCUCUACGGCGACGGGUGCUGGGUGGGCGGGCCAGUGAAGGAGAGGGGCAGAAUGAGCGCACCGGAGGGGGCGGAGCUGAAAGCUCUUCACUGCCCACAGCCUCCUCCUCUUCCUCCUUACUUCCUUCACUCUCCUCCUCUACCUCCAACUACCCAAUCGGCUCACGGCACUUCACCCGCAAUUCCAAGAAAAUGCAAAGCUGGUACAAUGUUAUCAGUCCCACCUAUAAGCAAAGGAAUGAAGAGUUCCGUAAACUCUUUAAGAAACUUCCAGAGACAGAGCGUCUGAUUGUAGAUUACUCCUGUGCUCUACAGAAGGACAUCCUGCUGCAGGGGCGUCUCUAUCUGUCUGAGAACUGGAUCUGCUUCUACAGCAACAUCUUCCGCUGGGAGACCACUAUCACACUCCUGAUGAAGGAAGUGACGAAUAUGACGAAAGAGAAAACAGCGAAACUCAUUCCAAACGCCAUCCAGAUCAGCACUGAGCAGGAGAAGCACUUCUUCACCUCUUUCGGAGCAAGGGAUCGCAGCUUCAUGAUGAUGUUCAAGCUGUGGCAGAAUGCGCUAAUGGACAAGACACUGUCUCCUAAAGAGCUUUGGCACAUCGUACACCAAUGUUAUGGCACAGAGCUUGGUCUGACGAGCGAGGACGAUGAUUACGUCUCUCCCACUGAUGAGCAUGUCAACGGCCUGCUGCUGGGUGACGAGUCCUCCUCUGAUGUGAUGGAUCCGUCCUCAGCCUCAGCAGUUCCUGGAUCUUCUCCUUCAUCUUCCUCUUCCGUUCAGCCCCUGGAGGUUCAGCCAUCCAAACACAGCGCAGAGCCGGAGACGAGCCCAAAUACACCCUCCACCACACCCUCCAACACACACUCCACACACCCCGCCUCUGCCACUGUUGCUAUGAAUUCAGAGGAAUGUGGGCAGAAUGAUCAAUCAGAACCAACCAGUCAGGUAGCACCAAUGGCUCACAUGUCAUCGCUGGAGAUGACCAAUGAUGAGGACCUUCCCACUGAUCCGAGCAACUCAUCUGAUACGCAGGAAGAGAGUGAGGUGGAGUCGUUCUGUGGUAAUCUGCGAGGUCGGCUUCACAUUAACACGGUGGUGAGGAUGAGUGUGGACAAACUGCACGAGAUGCUCUUCUCCGACACUCACUUCCUGCAGCACCUCUUCAGCCAGCGCAACUUCACCGAUCUGUCAGUGCAGGAGUGGCAGAAAGACAGCAGCAGCGGGGUCAGCACUCGAGUUUUGAGUUACACCAUCGCCAUUAACAACCCCCUCGGCCCAAAAACAGCCCCUGUGGUGGAAACACAGACUCUCCAUAAGAGCAGUUCUCGAGGUGUGUGUUACGUGGUGGACUCGGAGGUGAUCACAUCAGGAAUCCCGUACCAGGAUUACUUUUACACCGUACACAGAUACUGCCUCACUUCUGUCAGCACACAGAAGAGCCGCCUCAGGGUGUCGUCAGAUAUCUGCUACAGGAAGCAGCCGUGGAGUCUGGUGAAGGCUCUGAUAGAGAAAAACACCUGGAGUGGCAUAGAAGAGUACUACAGACACAUGGAGGUGGAGGUGUGUAAGUUGGAGACGCUGCUCCAGUCCGAGGUGUCGGUGGUGUGUGUGGGAGAAUCAGAAGCCGUUAAAGCUCCUCCCACAUUGCGCAGGCGCAAACACACCGGCUUGAAACGUGCAGAGGGGGUGGGGCAUGGAGGUGGAGUCAUUGAGCAAGGGGGCGUGACCCAGAGGGAGCGCAGAGACACAGGUGCACAGUACAUGAAGGUGGGUGAAAAGUGGCGUGGCUCUGCAAACAACAACAGCAUCACCCUCCUACUCAUCAUCAGCUUUAUUCUGGUGGUUUUGGUAGCUCUGAACAUGAUGCUGUUCUAUAAGCUGUGGGCUCUGGAGCGAGCUGCUCACACACUUGAGACAUGGCACUCGUACUCACUGUCAGACAGUCCUCUCCCCCAGUCAUCGUCUGAGUGGAUGAAGGUUCUGGAGUUACAGCGUCAGUUCCAUCAGGCACAAAUGAACAAAUGGCAGCAGAUCCUACACUCCUCCGUCACACUGCUCGACCAGAUGAAACAGUCUCUGGAGAAGCUCCACACAGGGAUAAUCAGAUCUGAGGAAGAGGAAACUGUCUCUCCUCCACCAUCUGAACCUUCAACAUCACCCACAACAGACACACUGACUGAGCAGUGACACACACACACACACACACACACACACCUUCCGAUCGUCUCUGAUCAGUGCACUGCGAUCAUGUGAUUGGGUAAAAUUACCCAGAAUGUUCAGCUCCUCCCACUGUGACUAACUGUGAAUGCAGCGCUGCCUUUCCUCGCACCCUAAACCCUCCACCCUGAACCUUCACUCACAAGAAACCAGUGAAAAAGCAAUAAACCAGUGGUGGUUUGGGACGGAGCCAAACUGUUCACGCCUAACUGAGUGAUAUUCGGAAUGGGACACGACCACCACUGAAUCACUGUUACACAAACGUGUGUUUGUGUGUGAAUUUUACACAAUACUCUCUCUCUCUCUCUUCUUUGUUUUGUCUUCUUUUUCCCCCUCCACCUUCCUCUCCUCUUUUUUCUUUUUUACUUUUGUUUUAUUCCUCACUUUUUUCUCUGCUGUUUGUUCCUUUACUCAGUUUCACUUUUUCUUUCUUAGCAUUUUCUCUUUCUCUGAUUCACUUCCGGUCUUUUCUUUUAUUUCCCUCUUUCUCCCUAACCCUGUCCCCACACACACACACACACACACUUUUAAUUGGAAGAGGCAGGCCCUCAUUCUUCAGAGCUUCUUCCUGUUUUUCUGGGGUCAGAGGUCACAGACCACACCCCCUCCUCAUCCACAGACUGAUGUUUUAUCUUCACAGAUCUCACUCUUCAUCAGUUAAUAAUUACCCAGAAUGCUCAGCUGCAACAUGUUUCAGUUUAUUUGCUGAACAAUUGGAACAUGAGAGACGGUGAGAUCAACCGGUUCAGUAUUUAUUUCUCUGACUGAAUGAAUAUCUUGUUUUGUGUGUGUGUGUGAGCGACAGGAAGCAGGAUCACGACCACAACAGCAAUAAUCAUGACGAGGAAAUGUGUGAUAUUAAUCAUGAAAUGCAGAGCUGCCUGUAUGAGUGAUGUAAAAACACUAUUACACUCAGUAACAGGGUCUGAAAUUAACUCCACCUCCAGAAAAAUUGUCUGUUAAAACCAUUAGCAACGGCACCAAAAUUGUCCGGGUGAUUUAUUCAUGUUGUUGAAACCAAAUAUUUUUUUUUUCAACACAACACUGUAUGUGGGAUGUAACCUGAUUAUCAUAAGCGUCAAAUGUAAAUAUGGAUUUGCAUAGCCCCGCCCAUGUAAGCACUACAAGCUUAUGUAUUUGUGCUUUUUCAGAAAAUGAGGCGUCAUCGAUACAAGAGCAGAUAUUUAUCUCUAAUUAUUUUAUAUCUGCAGGGAAUUCAGUCCUCCAGUUCACAAGGAGGCGCUGCAGCAGAAAGCUGACUUUUUAUGACCACAGUAAUCAUCAAUACAUCGAUUUUUGCGCAGAAGCAAUGCCGUGUCGAGACACUGAGUUACUUUUUAGCAAUUUCUCACCUUCUUAACAUGUCUGUAAAUGUUAAUAAACACUUUAAUACAUUUAAAUAAUUUAUUUGAAAAUAUACAGAUUGGACAAGAAUGUAUACAGAGAGACGAAAGUUGAUUUCAGACCUUGUUUUUUUGUGUGUGUGUUUUUCUCUCUCUUUCUCUUAGUAUUCUAUUUAUUUGAUGUUACGUUGACGAGCGUCUCCGGGUCACUCGGUGUGCGCACUCUUCAUCACUCAUCACCAUUGUAUUUUAUUGGAUCAAGACUUGAAGUGAUCAGGGUUACUGUAGGUCUGCAGGCGUGUGCUGAUCAUCGGUUAUAUGAUACAUCACGAUAUUCAAGCAGAAAUAUCGCCACGUUCUGCAGACAGCGAGAGGUGCGAGAUGUUUGAUCAAAUAUCUGUCAGAUCGUCUUCAUAAUCAGACGUCUGAUUAAAGAGAUCACAUGACAUGAAGGACAAAACACCAGAGAUGCACUUAAAGCGAAAUGAUAGUGAUAAACACUUUUUCAGUUUAUUGUUAACAUUUGUGAAACAUUCAAUAAAGGAUGUCAAUUAAACAGCAGCAGGCAGUAAAUCGGAGUUGGACUCUAAAGAAGCUCGAUACUAAAACAAAGAUUUUUAAAAAACAGCAUCUUUUUUAAUAUUUCUCCUUUGAUCAUGAUCUUAUUUAACAUAUUUUUCAUCUAGUUUUAAUUAAUGUAAAAAAAAAAAAACAACUCGGUUUCUGUGUGAAAAUCACACACUGGAUUUUUAUGUAUUUAUUUAACGUAAUGUGUGGUAAGCCCCGCCUCUUCUCUUCUCUUUUUUUUUUUUAAGUGUGUUACUGUGUAACCAAUCACAGUCGUUUCUCUGGGCAGGUCUAAUCUGAUUGGCUGCUGGCAGUCGCAGUGAGAGAGAGACAGAUCGUAUCUGCACCACAGUGAGAGAGAGUGAGACAGAUCAUAUCUGCGCCGCAGUGAGAGAGUGAGACAGGUCGUAUCUGCGCCUCAGUGAGAGAGAGAGUGAGACAGAUCAUAUCUGCGCCGCAGUGAGAGAGAGAGACAGAUCGUAUCUGCGCUGCAGUGAGAGAGUGAGACAGAUCGUAUCUGCGCAGACGCACAGCUUGUGAACAGGCAAGGCAGGCAACUGCUUGGGCCCCCCUGGCCCAGGGGCCCCUGAGAGUCGGGGGCCAAGGGCUUAUUUAUUUUGUUUUUUAUUGUUUUUAUUGUUCUUUACUAUUGUAUUUUCACAUUUGGAAUUUAAAAAACUUUGGUUUCAUACAUUUUUUGUUGGUGUCAGAUUAUUUAUAACAUAUUGGUGAUGAACACUGGUCAGAAGGGCCCCCUGGAAAUUUUUGCUUGGGGCCACAACAGACUCUAGAAUCGCCUCUGUAUCUGCGCCUCAGUGAGAGAGUGAGACAGAUCGUAUCUGCGCCUCAGUGUGAGAGAGAGUGAGACAGAUCGUAUCUGCGCCUCAGUGAGAGAGAGUGAGACAGAUCGUAUCUGUGCCUCAGUGAGAGAGAGUGAGACAGAUCGUAUCUGUGCCUCAGUGAGAGAGUGAGGCAGAUCGUAUCUGCGCCUCAGUGAGAGAGAGUGAGACAGAUCGUAUCUGCGCCUCAGUGAGAGAGUGAAACAGAUCGUAUCUGUGCCUCAGUGAGAGAGUGAGACAGAUCGUAUCUGCGCCUCAGUGAGAGAGUGAGACAGAUCGUAUCUGCGCCUCAGUGAGAGAGAGUGAGACAGAUCGUAUCUGUGCCUCAGUGAGAGAGUGAGACAGAUCGUAUCUGCGCCUCAGUGAGAGAGAGUGAGACAGAUCGUAUCUGCGCCUCAGUGUGAGAGAGAGUGAGACAGAUCGUAUCUGUGCCUCAGUGAGAGAGUGAGACAGAUCGUAUCUGCGCCUCAGUGAGAGAGAGAGUGAGACAGAUCGUAUCUGCGCCUCAGUGAGAGAGAGUGAGACAGAUCGUAUCUGUGCCUCAGUGAGAGAGUGAGACAGAUCGUAUCUGCGCCUCAGUGAGAGAGAGUGAGACAGAUCGUAUCUGCGCCUCAGUGUGAGAGAGAGUGAGACAGAUCGUAUCUGUGCCUCAGUGAGAGAGUGAGACAGAUCGUAUCUGCGCCUCAGUGAGAGAGAGAGUGAGACAGAUCGUAUCUGCGCCUCAGUGAGAGAGAGUGAGGCAGAUCGUAUCUGUGCCUCAGUGAGAGAGUGAGACAGAUCGUAUCUGCGCCUCAGUGAGAGAGAGUGAGACAGAUCGUAUCUGCGCCUCAGUGUGAGAGAGAGUGAGACAGAUCGUAUCUGCGCCUCAGUGAGAGAGUGAGACAGAUCGUAUCUGCGCCUCAGUGAGAGAGAGUGAGACAGAUCGUAUCUGCGCCUCAGUGUGAGAGAGAGUGAGACAGAUCGUAUCUGCGCCUCAGUGAGAGAGAGUGAGACAGAUCGUAUCUGCGCCUCAGUGAGAGAGAGUGAGACAGAUCGUAUCUGCGCCUCAGUGUGACAGAGAGUGAGACAGAUCGUAUCUGCGCCUCAGUGAGAGUGAGACAGAUCGUAUCUGUGCCUCAGUGAGAGAGAGUGAGACAGAUCGUAUCUGCGCCUCAGUGAGAGAGAGUGAGACAGAUCGUAUCUGCGCCUCAGUGUGAGAGAGAGUGAGACAGAUCGUAUCUGCGCCUCAGUGAGAGUGAGACAGAUCAUAUCUGUGCCUCAGUGAGAGAGAGAGUGAGGCAGAUCGUAUCUGCGCCUCAGUGAGAGAGAGUGAGACAGAUCGUAUCUGCGCCUCAGUGAGAGAGUGAGACAGAUCGUAUCUGCGCCUCAGUGAGAGAGAGUGAGACAGAUCAUAUCUGUGCCUCAGUGAGAGAGAGAGUGAGGCAGAUCGUAUCUGCGCCUCAGUGAGAGAGUGAGACAGAUCGUAUCUGCGCCUCAGUGAGAGAGAGUGAGACAGAUCGUAUCUGCGCCUCAGUGAGAGAGAGUGAGACAGAUCGUAUCUGCGCCUCAGUGAGAGAGAGUGAGACAGAUCGUAUCUGCGCCUCAGUGUGACAGAGAGUGAGACAGAUCGUAUCUGCGCCUCAGUGAGAGUGAGACAGAUCGUAUCUGUGCCUCAGUGAGAGAGAGUGAGACAGAUCGUAUCUGCGCCUCAGUGAGAGAGAGUGAGACAGAUCGUAUCUGCGCCUCAGUGUGAGAGAGAGUGAGACAGAUCGUAUCUGCGCCUCAGUGAGAGAGAGUGAGACAGAUCAUAUCUGUGCCUCAGUGAGAGAGAGAGUGAGGCAGAUCGUAUCUGCGCCUCAGUGAGAGAGAGUGAGACAGAUCGUAUCUGCGCCUCAGUGAGAGAGUGAGACAGAUCGUAUCUGCGCCUCAGUGAGAGAGAGUGAGACAGAUCAUAUCUGUGCCUCAGUGAGAGAGAGAGUGAGGCAGAUCGUAUCUGCGCCUCAGUGAGAGAGUGAGACAGAUCGUAUCUGCGCCUCAGUGAGAGAGAGUGAGACAGAUCGUAUCUGCGCCUCAGUGAGAGAGAGUGAGACAGAUCGUAUCUGCGCCUCAGUGAGAGAGAGUGAGACAGAUCGUAUCUGCGCCUCAGUGUGACAGAGAGUGAGACAGAUCGUAUCUGCGCCUCAGUGAGAGUGAGACAGAUCGUAUCUGUGCCUCAGUGAGAGAGAGUGAGACAGAUCGUAUCUGCGCCUCAGUGAGAGAGAGUGAGACAGAUCGUAUCUGCGCCUCAGUGUGAGAGAGAGUGAGACAGAUCGUAUCUGCGCCUCAGUGAGAGAGAGUGAGACAGAUCAUAUCUGUGCCUCAGUGAGAGAGAGAGUGAGGCAGAUCGUAUCUGCGCCUCAGUGAGAGAGAGUGAGACAGAUCGUAUCUGCGCCUCAGUGAGAGAGUGAGACAGAUCGUAUCUGCGCCUCAGUGAGAGAGAGUGAGACAGAUCGUAUCUGCGCCUCAGUGAGAGAGAGUGAGACAGAUCAUAUCUGUGCCUCAGUGAGAGAGAGAGUGAGGCAGAUCGUAUCUGCGCCUCAGUGAGAGAGUGAGACAGAUCGUAUCUGCGCCUCAGUGAGUGAGUGAGAGAGUGAGACAGAUCAUAUCUGUGUCGCAGUGAAAUGAUUAAAAAAAAAGCAAACGAAAUAUCUGGGAAAUUUUUCCUUCAGCCAGUUUUACGAAAUUCUCACGCAAUCUUUUACACAGAGUAAAGUGUUUUAAACAGAUUUAAGCGAUUUUAAUAAACUAGCUCUGAUUUUGUUCACUGUUGUCAUGGUAAUAGUUGUAGCCCCGCCCCCUCCAGCCACAGACUGGUGUCAGGUUCAGACAGACUGUAAACAAUGAGUCUGAUCUGGUCAACUGAUCAAUGCAACGUAUAACUGUAUCAGCACACGCCCACUGUAGACCCGACCAUCUGAAAGUACACACACACACACACACACACACACACACACACAUUUUAAUAUUUAUGUUGCUGAUUAAACAUUGAGGACCAAAUGGAACUCGAGCUCAAAGGGACCGUCCCCCCGCUGUGUGUCUGCAUUUCACACUUUGUGUUGUUUUUGUACAGUUUUAGCUGCUGUGUUGGAAUGAUGUCUUACUGCUGUUCCUUAUCCUACACUCCUCCUUUCAUAUCUCUCUCUCUCUCUCUCUCUCUUAUUUAUUUGCGUUAGUCUUGAGGAGGAAGUGCGAUUUUGCUGUAAAGAUCUGAUUUGGAUGGAAAACCAAAUAAAACUAGAACUUUAGGAAAAUGAAGCAUCA